Darwinula stevensoni is the source of this 472-nucleotide messenger RNA. NCBI's taxonomy places the organism in Eukaryota, Metazoa, Arthropoda, Ostracoda, Podocopida, Darwinulidae. The record is from the annotation of a GenBank genome assembly.
AUGGCUCUGCGUCAAGAGGAGUCUCCGUCAGAACCUGGAUCCGAGGCCGCGCGGCGGUCGCCAGCAGCACAACACGAUCGGGUCAUCAGCGUGGAAUCCGCCUCGCACAAUCUCCGCCGGGACAGGCGGAUGCUCUUCACCGAUCGUCCACCUGCAUCCAGACCCGAUCCCGACCUCCCACCCUCGUACGAGGACACCCAGACGCAGCCACUCUCAUCGCACGCGGAGUUCGUCUUGAAUGCCGAGUCUCCGUCAGAGUCAAGACCGCAGACGGCCGGCAGGCCACAAGGAGCCGAUGGGAGAGACCAGAUCUUCGCAGUUGAAUCUAUCUCGCACCAACCGCGCUAGAGAAGGCAGAGGAGUCUCCUGCAUCACACACCCGCAAGGACUGAACGUUUUCUACUGGCGUCGUCCGAGGAUGCCCAGUCACUACCGCCACUUCCGUUGCAAACAUCCCUAUUCCAACGAGACA